Dovyalis caffra is the source of this 1233-nucleotide messenger RNA. Lineage: Eukaryota; Viridiplantae; Streptophyta; Magnoliopsida; Malpighiales; Salicaceae. The record is from the annotation of a GenBank genome assembly.
AUGAGAAUCACGGUAAUGACAGCAGAUGAACAGAUCAUAUCUCUUGAAGUUGAUCCUCAUGAAUCUGUUGAGAAUGUGAAAGCUUUACUUGAAGUAGAGACACAGGUGCCACUCCAGCAGCAGCAGCUGCUAUAUAAUGGGACGGAGAUGAGGAAUAAUGAUAAAUUAAGUGCAUUGGGUGUCAAGGAUGAGGAUUUGGUCAUGAUGGUCUCUAAUGCUGCUGCUAUUAGUGCCCCCUCCAAUAACUUGGGCUUCAAUCCUGAUGGAUCUGCUGUGAACCCUGGAGCUUUCCAGCAGCACCUUCGAGGUGAUUCUAAUACAAUGGCUCAACUAUUCCAGGCUGAUCCUGAACUUGCCCAAGCUAUUCUUGGAAAUGAUCUCAACAAACUUCAGGACCUUCUUAGGCAACGCCAUCGCCAAAGAUCUGAAUUACGACGUCAACAAGAAGAGGAAUUUGCUCUGCUUGAAGCAGAUCCCUUUGAUGUCGAGGCACAGAAGAAAAUUGAAGCUGCCAUUCGUCAGAAAGGAAUUGAUGAGAAUUGGGCAGCAGCCUUGGAAUACAACCCUGAAGCUUUUGCCAGGGUGGUUAUGUUGUAUGUUGACAUGGAGGUUAAUGGUGAACCUUUAAAGGCAUUCGUUGAUAGUGGUGCUCAGUCCACAAUAAUUUCAAAAAGCUGUGCUGAGCGAUGUGGAUUGUUGAGACUUCUAGAUCAACGUUAUAAAGGCAUUGCUCAUGGAGUUGGACAGUCAGAGAUAUUGGGUCGUAUUCAUGUAGCUCCAAUCAAGAUUGGGAAUAUAUUUUAUCCUUGUUCCUUCAUGGUAUUGGAUUCUCCUAACAUGGAAUUCCUCUUUGGGCUUGAUAUGCUGCGCAAGCACCAGUGUAUUAUUGAUCUAAAGGAGAAUGUUUUGAGAAUGGGUGGUGGGGAAGUUUCUGUACCAUUUUUGCAAGAAAAAGACAUUCCGUCUCGUUUUCUUGAUGAAGGAAGGUAUUCAAAAGAAGCAUCCAGCUCAGGGAACCCAGUGACAUCAGGAACAACAGAGAAAAAGAAUGAUCCACCAGCCGGAGGUCAAUCUUCUGGAGUUGCACGCGGUGGUGCUACACAGGGACCUGACUUUGAAGCCAAAGUUGCAAAGCUUGUUGAGCUAGGGUUUGGAAGAGAGGCAGUUGUACAAGCUCUUAGAUUAUUUAAUGGAAAUGAAGAACAGGCUGCUGGGUUUCUUUUCGGUGGCUGA